AUGAUCAGCAUGACAAAGCACUGGGGGGGUCAGAGCCUGCUGGCACCACUCGCUCUCUCCUACCUGCGCUCUCCUAGCCUAGGAGGCCACCACGACCAUCAACUUGACUUCCAGAUCCAUCCUCUGAUUAACACAGCGCGGAGCUCUCCAGCCCAACACGGGCCUUACUACUCGACCCAGGUGCCAGUCCAACAGCCUCCACGGCUGGAAAAGCCUGUCCCUGCCCAGUUCAGCUGGGCCACAGCGCCCAUGGAUAAAGCGAUGCUGCCAAACCACCACGGACCGCCCGGAUCAUCCUACCAGCCGUCGCCCAAGCUCAACAAAGAUGGGCCGAUCAAGGAGGAAUCUUGGGACCAGAAGAAAAAUGCCAACAGUGUAAAGAAAAAAAACUAUCAACGCUACCCCAAACCACCCUACUCGUACCUCGCAAUGAUUGCCAUGGUCAUCCAAAACUCUCCAGAGAAGAAGCUUACGUUGUCUGAGGUAAAGUGAGUUUGUGUGUGGACAUGCGAGUUUAGAAUAAAUUGUACAUUUUGGCCAAAUUACGCACGGUUAUUUGUGUCAAUUUAGGCCAAAUCACGCAUGGUUAUUUGUGUACAUUUUGCUGUUUAAUAAUUUUUAUUUUCAUGUAUUAUUUAAGUUUCAGCAAAUAAAGUUGAUAUACUUUAUUCUUUAAAAAGUUAUAAUCGGGGAUGCUGUCUUAUCGUUCGAUUGCAUUAAACAGACAGAACUGUACAAUCAUUUGACUCUAAACAGAGUAAGCUAGUAACCUCUUGGCACACUUCAGUGACUGCCAUGCUUUUCUUGUUUUGUUUUGUUAAGGAUAGCAGCAUACAGUGAAACCAGACACUGUGAUGUAUCAGCUGGAGUUGGUUGAGUUGAUAAGAAAUAUAGUCAAGGAUAGCUCUCUGUGUAGGCUAUCCGUCCUACAGUUCAUCUUACGUUUUGCAUUAUAGGCCUAUGAAAAGGCUGCAAUCAUGUUUUCAAUCAUAUACAGUAUCUCUUUAAUAUAGUCUGUUAAUUUGUCUGUUUAAUGCAGACACCCAUUGAUGCAAGUUGACUCCUUUCUUAUUGUCUUUCCCCAGAUUCUAAAGGAGAUCAGUACACUUUUCCCUUUUUUCAAAGGGAACUACAAGGGCUGGCGGGACUCGGUACGACACAACCUCUCUUCCUAUGACUGCUUUGUUAAGGUGUGUCUUCUUUGUUAUGUCAAUCAGUGGGCUCAAAAAGGCACUCUUAUCCAGAGCGACUUACAGGAGCAAUUAGGGUUAAGUGCCUUGCUCAAGGGCACAUAUGCAGAUUUUUCAUCUAGUUGGCUCGGGGGUUUGAACUAGCGUCAUUUCAGUUACUGGCCCAAUGCGCUUAACCACUAGACUACCUGUGUAGCCUACCAAAAGCCACUGCAGUGCUUUAUGAAACAUUAGGUGGAGCAAAUCAUUCUAGCUAAUUCUGAGUUGUGUGAAACUGGGGAGAUCCUGUCUGACUGGUUUUCAGGUUGUACUAUACUCUUGAUCUCACCGCUGUCUGUCACUCCCGGUCCCUGUAGGUACUGAAGGAUCCUGGGAAGCCCCAAGGGAAGGGGAACUUCUGGGCCGUGGAGGUGAGCCGGGUGCCCGUUGAGCUCCUCAAGAGGCAGAACACUGCUGUGUCACGCCAAGAUGAGACCAUCUUCGCCCAGGACCUCGCCCCUUACAUCCUGCAUGGGCACCAACAUAAGCCAAAUGCGCAGCCCCCGGCCCCCCCACCACCAAUCAUUGUUCUACCCCGAGGACCCAUCACAACUCCCCCCCCCGGCCCUCCUUUCACCGCUCUACCCCCCAUGCCCACCAGACAACUCUCCCCCUCUCAGGAGGACCUGUACCGGCCCAAGCUGGACUCAUCCUUUGCCAUCGACUCCCUUCUCCACAGCCUGAGGCCGGCCAGCGACGCAGGAGAACCCGACAGGGACAGGAACUGCUGGGGGGUGGAGCCCCACACUCGCCCCUCCCCUCCUCCAUGCUCUCGCUACUCCUCCUCCGCCCGCAGCGCCUCAGCGAGCUCCGUCAGCCCCGCCUCCUCAUCCGAUGAGGACUGGAGGGGCGUGUCGCAGGGCGGGAAGAGGGUGCCCGAGGGCGAGGCGGGAUCAGACGGGUACGAGGACUGCAGGCCCCCUCCACACAAGGCUGCCCGCCGAGGCUGCACCCCUCCCUGGGAACUUCCCACUUCAUAUGCCAAGUACACACCGCCCAAUGCUGUGGCCCCGCCCAGCAUGCGUUUUAACGGGGGCCCACUGAUGCCACUGGGGAUGCCUCUGUAUGGUUACGGAGGGUCUCCUGUCACAUCCAGCCAUUUUGUAGGUCAUGCCUACUGGCCCCUCUUACCCAGCGGGCACCCUCCCCUCAUUAUGGACCUGGACACUAUGCUCCAGUCAGUACCGCCCAAUAAGAGUGUGUUUGAUGUGCUGGGUCCGGCCAAUCAGUCAUCGCACCAGUCUGCUGGUCAGUAUACCCUGCAGAGCGGACCCCCUCUCAGACGGUAUCCCCAUUAUUGA
This is a messenger RNA of Coregonus sp. 'balchen', 2530 nucleotides long. NCBI's taxonomy places the organism in Eukaryota, Metazoa, Chordata, Actinopteri, Salmoniformes, Salmonidae. The record is from the annotation of a GenBank genome assembly.